Molecule: messenger RNA, 1217 nt
Organism: Helianthus annuus (common sunflower)
Lineage: Eukaryota; Viridiplantae; Streptophyta; Magnoliopsida; Asterales; Asteraceae
Product: E3 ubiquitin-protein ligase CSU1
Exons: 2
Coding region: 91-1005 (304 amino acids)
Cellular component (GO): nucleus
Molecular function (GO): ubiquitin protein ligase activity
Source: RefSeq, a predicted model, not a curated record
AUUAAACUCAGAAGACAAAAUUCUAGGGUUUUCAAGAUCUCGAAUCGUUCCGACUUUCAAAUCCUUUGAUCUUCGAAUUCGUCUGAAAACAUGCCUCAGAGACACUCAAAGAACAACAACGAUCUAGCAUACUUCACGUACGACGAGAAGAAAAAGCUAGGUUACGGCACCCAAAAGGAGAGGCUAGGUAAAGACUCCAUAAAACCCUUCGAUGCUUGCUCUCUCUGCUUGAAACCCUUCAUCGAUCCGCUGUGCUGUCAAAAAGGUCACAUCUUUUGUAAAGAAUGCAUCCUCGAGUGCUUGUUGUCCCAAAAGAAAGAUAUACAAAGGAAACUAGCGGCCCACACUUCUCAACUAAAACAAGAACAAGAUGAAGAAGCCGAGAAGUUAGCCCUACAAAAAGCCAGAGAACUCGACGCAUUCGAUCAACAAAACCACGGCGCCCUCCCACAAUACAGUGACAAAAACAUCAACCACGACCGAAACGGCUUUCACGGAGCAAACAGUGUCAAAACCACAUCUUACGAAGAAGAAGCACUAAGAACCAUGAAAGCAUUCUGGCUACCAUCCGCUACACCCGACGCUCCGGUCAAAGUCAACGCCCCAUCCACCUCCACAACCUGCCCCGAAGGUAAAGAAAACCUUAAAAUGAAAUCCCUUUUCUCUAUUCACUUUACCGAAGACACAAACGAGGAAAAGAAAGGUUCGGCUUUGGAUAAAACAUAUAUCUGCCCUAGCUGCAAGGUGACGUUAACGAAUACGUUGUCGCUUGUGGGUUUAAGUUCGUGUGGGCAUGUGUUCUGUAAGAAGUGUGCGGAUAAGUUUGUGGCGGUUGAUAAGGUUUGUUUAGUGUGUAAUAAGGGGUGUAAGGAGAGGCAUUUGAUUAAUUUGGUGAAAGGUGGAACUGGGUUCGCGGGUCAUGGGGAUAAUCUUGAAGCGAAAGAUUUUAAGCAUUUGGGAAGUGGUUCCGGAUUAGGGUUAGUGAGGCCUGCACAGAAAACAUGAUUUUUGGCGUGUUUGGUGUAUAAUGGUUACCGGAGCUAUUGUCUUGUUGUUCGCUCGGACUAUCUUUUUUCUUGCAUAAGGAUCUUAUACUUAAUACAUUGUACUUGUUUCGGUAUGUUUCCCCUAUGAAAUUCGUUUUUGUUACAACUUGCCUAACGGUUGAUUUUGAUUGUUUCGGUAUGUUUCCCCUAUGAAAUUCGUUUUUGUUACAA